UCCCCCACCCUGCAGCUCGCCUCCCGACUCCUUCGGACGGGGCCGCCCCGAUGGGACGCCGCGCCCUGGUCCUUGCGCGCCGCUGAGACCAGCGCCCGCCAAGCCGAGCCGAGCCGAGCCGAGCCCCGUCGCCUGUCGCUAGCCCCUAACCCUCCAGGUCGGGAGCCUCGUUCCAUCCCCCCCUGGAAAGCUGGAUUUCCGAGGCUGGAGGCGCCUGGCCGACUGGGUGGGGACCACCAUGGGCAACGCGGCCGGUAGUGCCGAGCAGCCCGCGGGCCCCGUCACGCCGCCCCCCAAACAGCCCGUGGCCCCCAAGCAACCGAUGCCCGCGGCGGGAGAGCUGGAGGAGAGGUUUACACGGGUCCUGGACUGCAUGAACUUGCCUCCAGACAAGGUGCAGCUGCUAAGCCAGUAUGACAAUGAAAAGAAGUGGGAGCUCAUUUGUGACCAGGAGCGGUUUCAAGUCAAGAACCCCCCUGCCGCCUACAUCCAGAAGCUGAAGAGCUAUCUGGACACAAGUGGGGUUGGUCGAAAGGUAGCAGCCGAUUGGAUGUCCAAUCUGGGGUUUAGGAGGCGAGUUCAGGAGUCCACGCAGGUGCUCCGGGAGCUGGAGACCUCCCUGCGGACAAACCACAUUGGGUGGGUGCAGGAAUUCCUCAAUGAAGAGAACCGCGGCCUGGACGUGCUCCUGGAGUACCUGGCCUUCGCCCAGUGCUCUGUCGCGUAUGACAUGGACAGCACUGACAAUGGUGCCCCUGCCCCGGAGAAGAGCAAGUCUCUGGAGCAGUCUGUGGAAGACCUCAGCAAGGGGCCACCCUCAUCGGCUCCCAGAAGCCGGCACCUGACCAUCAAGCUGACCCCAGGCCACAGCAGGAAGGCCGUGCGCAACUCCCGCAUCGUUAGCCAGAAGGCUGACGCACAUGUCUGCAUCAUGUGCCUGCGCGCCAUCAUGAACUACCAGUCUGGCUUCAGCCUGGUCAUGAACCACCCGGCCUGUGUCAAUGAAAUCGCCCUGAGCCUUAACAACAAAAAUCCCAGAACCAAGGCCCUGGUGCUGGAGCUGCUGGCAGCCGUGUGCCUAGUGCGGGGUGGACAUGACAUCAUCCUGGCCGCCUUUGACAACUUCAAGGAGGUGUGUGGGGAGCAGCACCGCUUUGAGAAGCUGAUGGAGUAUUUCCGGAAUGAAGACAGCAAUAUCGACUUCAUGGUGGCUUGUAUGCAGUUCAUCAACAUUGUGGUACACUCAGUGGAGAACAUGAACUUCCGUGUCUUCCUGCAAUAUGAGUUCACCCACCUGGGCCUGGACUUAUACUUGGAGAGGCUGCGGCUCACCGAGAGCGACAAGCUGCAGGUGCAGAUCCAGGCCUACCUGGACAACGUGUUUGACGUGGGAAGCCUGCUGGAGGACACAGAGACCAAGAACGCGGUGCUGGAGCACAUGGAGGAGUUGCAGGAGCAGGUGGCCUUGCUGACAGAGCGGCUGCGGGACGCUGAGAACGAAUCAAUGGCAAAGAUCGCCGAACUGGAGAAACAGCUCAGCCAGGCGCGCAAGGAGCUGGAGACCCUGCGGGAGCGCUUCAGCGAGUCGACCCCCAUGACUGCCCCUAGACGGCCCCCCGAACCCGAGAAAGUGCCUCCCCCCGCCCCGGCGCGUCCCUCGGCUCUUGAGUUGAAGGUGGAGGAACUGGAGGAGAAGGGGUUAAUCCGCAUCCUGCGGGGACCGGGAGGUGACGUCUCCAUCGAGAUCCUCCCAGGCGCCGUGGUGACUCCGGGGGUGCCCAGCCCAGAGGACCCUCCCCUGGCCGCAGGUCUCCCACCUGCGGCAGAGCCGGUUCCCGGAGGAGCUGCGCAGCCGCCACCACCACCGCCCCCACCCCCGCUGCCCGGCCUCCCCGAGCAGCAGGAAGCGCCGCCCUUGACGCCCCCUGCGGCCCCACCCCUCCCGGGCAGCCCCGAGCCCCCACCCCCACCGCCGUUGCCAGGAGACCAGCCGCCACCACCACCCCCUCCGCCACCGCCUCCUGGCUCUGAGGGGCUAGUGCCUCCGCCCCCACCGCCGCCGCCUCCUCCGGGAGGGCCCCCUGAUGCCCCUGGAGGGCCUGGUCCAGAGAUGGGCGUAGGAGUGAAGACCAAGAAACCCAUCCAGACUAAGUUCCGGAUGCCCCUGUUGAACUGGGUGGCCCUGAAGCCCAGCCAGAUCACAGGUACUGUGUUCACGGAGCUGGACGACGAGAAAGUGCUGCAGGAGCUGGACAUGAGUGAGUUUGAGGAGCAGUUCAAGACCAAGUCCCAAGGCCCCAGCUUGGACCUCAGUGCUCUCAAGGGCAAGGCAUCCCAGAAGGCGCCCAGCAAGGCGAUGCUCAUUGAGGCCAACCGGGCCAAGAACCUGGCCAUCACCCUGCGCAAGGGCAACCUGGGUGCUGACCGCAUCUGCCAUGCCAUCGAGACGUAUGAUCUACAGACCCUUGGCCUGGACUUCCUGGAGCUGCUGACCCGCUUCCUGCCCACGGACUACGAGCGCAGCCUCAUUGCCCGCUUUGAGCGGGAGCAGCGGCCGCUGGAAGAGCUGUCAGAGGAGGACCGCUUCAUGCUGCGCUUCAGCCGCAUCCCACGCCUGCCGGAGCGCAUGGCUACGCUUACCUUCCUGGGCAACUUCCCGGAAACGGCCCAGCUGCUCAUGCCGCAACUGAAUGCAAUCAUCGCAGCCUCCAUGUCCAUCAAGUCCUCAGACAAACUCCGUCAGAUCCUGGAGAUCGUGUUGGCUUUCGGCAAUUACAUGAACAGCAGCAAGCGUGGGGCAGCCUAUGGCUUCCGGUUGCAGAGUCUGGAUGCGCUGCUAGAGAUGAAGUCGACUGACCGCAAGCAGACGCUGCUGCACUACCUGGUGAAGGUCAUUGCUGAGAAGUACCCGCAGCUCACAGGUUUCCACAGCGACCUGCACUUUCUGGACAAGGCGGGCUCAGUGUCCCUGGACAGCGUCCUUGGUGAUGUGCGCGCCCUGCAGCGGGGCCUGGAGAUGACGCAGCGGGAGUUUGUGCGCCAGGAUGACUGUGUGGUGCUCAAGGAGUUCCUGAAGACCAACUCGCCCAUCAUGGACAAGCUGCAGGCUGACAGCAAGACCGCACAGGAGGCCUACGAGUCGGUAGUGGAGUACUUUGGCGAGAACCCCAAGACCACAGCUCCCUCUGCCUUCUUCUCCCUCUUCAGCCGCUUCACCAAAGCCUACAAGAAAGCCGAGCAGGAGGUGGAGCAGUGGAAGAAAGAAGCUGCUGCCCAGGAGGCGGGUGCUGACCUGCAGGGCAAGGAGGAAACCCCGGCACCCAAGUCCCCACCCAAGGCUCGGCGACAACAGAUGGACCUCAUCUCUGAGCUGAAGAGGAAGCAGCAGAAAGAGCCGCUCAUCUACGAGAGUGACCGAGACGGGGCCAUUGAGGACAUUAUCACAGACCUGCGCAACCAGCCAUACAUCCGUUCUGACACCGGCCGCCGCAGCGCUCGUAGGAGACCCCAGUUGCAGGUCACCACGGACCUCUCAGUGUAGCCGCCGUUUCUGCAGGUGAAUUCUGCAGUGGGAUGCGUAGAGGGGGAGCUGUGGGCAGGCUGAAGCUCGCCAGUUGGCUUCCAGGCCGCCCCAGGACGCUCCUGCAAAGGGGCCAAUGCUGUUUCUUCUCAUUGGCCUUUGGCUGCCUGCCUGCGGCGCUCCCCACCGCCCCUCCGAGAGCUGCAGUUGGCGGGAACCCGGCCUGUAAAUUGUAAAGUACACCUCACCGCAGCGCGUGCCCCAAGAACACCCCUCGGACCUUAUUUUUAUACGAAAUGAAUAAAGAUGUUUGCAGAA
Messenger RNA from Ochotona curzoniae (black-lipped pika), 3838 nucleotides. RefSeq names its product formin like 1 (gene FMNL1). Gene Ontology annotation, cellular component: cytosol. The transcript has 26 exons. The record is from RefSeq and is a predicted model, not a curated record. Gene Ontology annotation, biological process: cortical actin cytoskeleton organization; cell migration; regulation of cell shape. Bases 239 to 3541 code for a protein of 1100 amino acids. NCBI's taxonomy places the organism in Eukaryota, Metazoa, Chordata, Mammalia, Lagomorpha, Ochotonidae. Gene Ontology annotation, molecular function: small GTPase binding; actin filament binding.